This is a messenger RNA of Wallemia ichthyophaga EXF-994, 483 nucleotides long. Its product is annotated as NADH-ubiquinone oxidoreductase 21.3 kDa subunit. The record is from RefSeq and is a predicted model, not a curated record. Lineage: Eukaryota; Fungi; Basidiomycota; Wallemiomycetes; Wallemiales; Wallemiaceae. The coding region runs from base 1 to 483 and encodes 160 amino acids. The transcript is spliced from 3 exons. Gene Ontology annotation, biological process: mitochondrial respiratory chain complex I assembly.
AUGCCAAUCAAAGAGACCGGAUUUCAUCCAACUCCCGCACUCCAAUUAGCUGGCCAGGGCGCAAUCGGUGGUUCUGGUGUUGGAUUCCUCGUGUCGACCGUGAGGAAUGCGCUAGAGACGCACAAUAAAGGUGCGAUGGGUGUUUUCACUAGAACAGGCUCGACAAUUUCAUAUUUCGCUGCUGUCGGCGCAACUUUCGCAUUUACAGAGACAGCAGUGAGCAAUGUAAGAGGUGAUCAGGAUGCAAUCAGCAGUGCGGCAGGUGGAUGUGCGGCAGGGUCAUUAAUAGGAGCUAGAUCCAAGAGCAUUCCUGCUGCUGCUGGAGGAUGCUUGUUGUUCGGUGCUUUGAUGGGUGCUUUCCAGGCUGCCGGCGGUACCCUCACGGCCGGCAUCGGUCCUCAUCCCUCACUCGAAGAGAGAAGUAACAAGAGAGAGUCUUUCGCUACACUUAGACAGGUUCCAGGAGGAUCGAAGGAGGAGUAA